GAGCCAGGGAAAGAGAAUCUAUGAGCAUCAGUGACUCUGCAACCACCCUUGCCCCUACACAUUUUGUGUGUGAAUAAAGUCAGCACACAUUAACAAAUCCCAUUUCAAAUUCAGAUCCCUGAGUCCAGCUGAUAGAUUUUUGUUGCUUUCCCACCAUUUUGAUUUCGUUUGGAACCAGAAAAAGAUCCAACCCUGCAAAACCCAAUAUCGAGAAACGAAGAAGACUUGGGCAGCAGAGAGGUAGCUUUCAUGGAUUCGAGGGGCUGCUACAAAUCGCGUCUUUGGCUUCUGGUUUUAUUUGGGUAAAGUCCAAAGUCUUUGCUAGCUUCUCUUCGUUUCUCUCGCCCUCCCGCCUUCUUCUUUCCAACCUCAUUGUCUUCUUCUGGUUCGUCUUUGCCAAAAGUUCCCUCGUCGUCUCCGAAUUCAUUCUUUUUUUUUUCUUCUUCUUUCUUUUCAAAAGUUUAAUGGGUUUGCUAUAAACUGUCUUUUGGGUUUCUUCCUGUUAUUCGGUGUUUGAUGACGGAACUGUACCAGUCCUUUUCAAAUGGUAUGAUAAAAGCAACAUUUAUGGCUUUUUCGGGUUCUAGUAGCUGGUUUGAGUAAACAUGUUGAUUAUUGUUGUGGAAAACUUACAAUGACCCAAGCUGCAACUAUCUAUUCGUUGAAGGGCUUGAUAUUGUGUCUUUUACACUGAGAAGUGAUUUUGUUACUCCAUUUUUACAAAGCAAGACCUGCAUUUUCCCGUCUCUUUCUGGGCAAGAUGUUGUGUGCUUGCUCGGGAGAGCAAUUUAAGUUCGACGAGCCACCGCAGUCGCCGGAGUCGCUGGCGACAAGGGAUUUCUCGGUAAAUGGUCUUUCGUCGAGGACCGGUGACUGGGAGUCGAAAUUGGAGGAUACCCAGGUGGACGAAGCUGAAUCCACUUUGAAAGAAGCUCUCUCCUUAAAUUAUGAGGAAGCUAGGGCUCUGUUGGGGAGGCUUGAGUUCCAAAGAGGGAAUUUUGAUGCAGCCCUUCAGGUAUUUCAGGGUAUUGACAUAAAAGCUUUAUCCCCAAGGAUGACAGGGGCUAUUGUUGAGAGAACUAGGCUGCGAAAACCUCGUGCUAAAGGUGAUAACAUACCUCCCGGUGUGAUGUCGAUGCAUUCGGUGAGCUUACUUCUUGAAGCGAUCUUGCUUAAAGCAAAAUCACUGGAGGAACUUGGGCGAUAUAUAGAGGCUGCAAAGGAGUGCAAAAUAAUUCUGGAUACUGUUGAAUCAGCAAUACCCCAUGGAAUGUCUGAGGGCAUUGGUGAAGACUGCAAGUUGGUAGAGAUGUUUCACAAAGCAUUGGAGUUGCUCCCAAAAAUGUGGACCAAGGGAGGCGUUCUUGAUGAAGCUAUCACUGCAUAUCGCCGGGCUCUAGUCAAGCCAUGGAACUUGGACCCCCAGAGGUUGGCUGCUGUACAGAAAGACUUAGCUGCCACGUUACUUUAUGGUGGGGUUGAAGCAAGCGUUCCCCCACAGUCACAAGCAUGGGGUCCGACAAUCCCUAAGAAUAGCACAGAAGAAGCAAUCCUUUUGUUGUUAGUACUCAUGAGAAAAGUGGCAUUACGGGAAAUAAAAUGGGAUGCCGAAAUUAUGGACCAUCUGGCCUAUGCACUCUCAAUUACUGGCCAAUUCGAAUUAUUAGCUGAGCAUGUGGAGCAGGUCCUGCCAAGUAUCUAUAACCGAACUAAGAGGUGGUACUUUCUUGCUCUUUGUUACAGUGCCGCAGGACAAAAUGAAACAGCUUUGAACCUUUUAAGAAAGGUUUCGGGUUGUUCUGAAGCAAAGCACAAACCCCAUGUUCCUUCUUUUUUGCUGGGAGCAAAAUUGUGUUCCCAAGAUCCAAACCAUGCUCACCAAGGGAUUUACUUUUCUCGUAAAGUUAUUGAUUUGGAUGAUCAUCUGAAUGAGCAUUUCAUGGGCCAAGCCCAUAGAUUCCUUGGUGUUUGCUAUGGGAAUGCUGCUAGAGUUUGUGUCUUAGAUUCUGAGCGAAAUCUCUUUCAGAAAGAGUCUUUGAACACUCUAAACCAUGCUGCUCUUAUUGGGAAAGAGGAUCCAGAAGUGAUGUUUAGCCUUGGGCUAGAGAAUGCAUUGCAGAGGAAUCUGGAUGUAGCUUUUGACAAUGCAAUGAUGUAUUCUGGGACAGUGGCUGGCAGCUCAGGAAGAGGUUGGAAACUUUUAGCUCUUGUACUUUCUGCUGAGCAGCGAUUCAAUGAUGCUGAAACCAUAGUCGAUUUUGCUUUGGAUGAGGCUGGGAUGAUUGAUCAGUUAGGACUUCUUAGAUUGAAAGCUGUGCUUCAGAUUGCUCAGGAACAGCCCAAGCAAGCAAUAGAAACCUAUAGAAUCUUGUUAGCUCUGAUUCAAGCACAAAGGGAGCUUCAAGCGAAGAACUUUGAUCAAGCGAACUACUUGGUUUCCGAUGCAUUAGGAGAAAGAAAAUUGGAAAUGACAGCCUGGCAGGAUUUGGCUUCCAUAUACACUGAACUUGGUUCAUGGCUUGAUGCAGAACUUUGUGUGGGCAAAGCCAAGUCAAUUGAAUUUUAUUCCUGCAGGAGUUGGCAUACAACAGGCAUGCUGUUUGUAGCUCAAUCACUCUACAAGGAAGCAUUAGUUUCCUUCGCAGUGUCGUUGUCAAUAGAACCGGAUUAUGUUCCAAGUAUUGUUUCUACUGCAGAAGUACUGAUGAAACUUGGUAGCCAAUCUCUCCCAAUUGCAAGAAGUUUUUUAAUGAAUGCUUUACGAUUAGACCCCACAAACCACGAAGCAUGGUUGAACCUUGGAUUGCUUUCAAAAAUGGAAGGCUCCUUACAACAAGCAGCAGACUAUUUUCAAGCUGCAUAUGAGCUUAAGCUGUCAGCUCCUGUUCAAUGCUUUUGGUGACAUUGGUUUUCCAAUACUUUAAGCAGACAACUCUAUGACAGAAAAAUGGGUGCAAGAUCUGAAUGGUUAUUGCUUAUUCCACUCAGCAUUGUUUCGUAAUCAGUUUCCUUGAUUAAGAAUGUAUAGAAACCCUAGCUACUUGUUCAAAUCAAAAUGUACAUUAGAUCAGGGUUUCCUAAUGAAUCAUGGGAUAUAUUCGUCUCUGUAGCACUGUAUUGUAGCAAUUUACUCACGUGGUAAAUUAAGUAGUGAAAUAUUGUGCUGAA
This is a messenger RNA of Corylus avellana, 3168 nucleotides long. It is a transcript of the gene NPGR1, whose product is annotated as no pollen germination related 1. NCBI's taxonomy places the organism in Eukaryota, Viridiplantae, Streptophyta, Magnoliopsida, Fagales, Betulaceae. The record is from RefSeq and is a predicted model, not a curated record. Gene Ontology annotation, molecular function: protein binding.